AUGAGCAUAUAAUUUAGUGAAAUUAAAAGUCCCAUUUUUCAAUAAGCUAGUGAUUUUGCCUAUGAUAGUUCUGGAAGUUAAAUUAUUUUGGUCAAUUCUAGCUCCUUAUAAGCUUAAUAAGUGACUUUCGAAAAAUAAAGCAGCUUGAAUUAGCAAGUAGUAGGUUAAUAAGCCCUUAAUAAUUAAUAAUAGGUUAUGUCAGAUGAUAUCUCUGAACAAUUAAGCUUUUAAAAUACUUCUUUUACAUAUAAGUAAAAUAUUUGUAUUCCUGAAGAAUAUUAGCAAGUUGUAGGCAAAGAAAUGCUUCCUCAAUAGCAAGAUAAAGAUUAAGAUAACACCAAGCAAGAUACAUAAGUAGUAAAAAGCGAUAAGAUUUAGCCAAGUUUAGGGGCAUAUUUUAACACUUUAAGAUUCUCUAAGUUAAAAAGUUCAUAGACAGGGAUUUCUAUUUCUCCUUCAGGAUUGACUGCAACUUGUAAAGCCUCACAAUCAGCUAGUUAUGCUAUUUGCGGUACAAGUUUUGCACACUAAAACUCCUAUUAUUUAGAGUUAGAAUUCCCAAAUGGGUGUGAAGGUAUAGAUUUCGGGUUAGUCUAAAUGCCCGCAAAUUUAUAAAAUCCUUAGUCCCUCAAAACUCAUUUGAUCACUUACAAGUAUAAAACAUAAAAAACGGUUGGCGUAAAAAUUGAUACAAAUGACUGGACUAUUAAAGUUUGGUUUAAUGGAGAAUUCUAAAAAGUAAAGUCAAAAAGAAUCCCAAAAGGUGAUUAUUCAUUCUGUCUUAAAAUGAAUUUGAGAGGUGUAACUUGCAUAAUUAAUCCAUUUGCAGAAGAUCCUGAAAAGAAGCUUUCUUUAUAUUAGAGAAGAACUCAUUUGAACGGAUAAGUAGAAGCAAAAGAGGAUUAAAAUGCUACUGAAUAGCCUCUAAUUUAAGAUUUGCUCAUAAAAGUUAAAGAUUUACUUAAUUAAACCUAAUAAUCACCAAAGCAAGUUGGAUCAAACAAAGAUGAAAAUAUUUCUAUAGGUUAUUUAGAAAAAAAUAAUAAUUUAAUUGCAAUUAAAGAUAAUAAAAUAAAGCUUAUUAGAAAAAAUCAUUAAGGCUAAUAUCCCUUUCAUCUUUCGCAUUUUUAGAAUCGUCCUACUAAAUUAUCUGAUAUUGUUUUCUUGCAAAUAUAUCUUUCUGAAAUCGAAGAGUUGAUAUCAUAACCUAAUUUAUUUGAAUAGAUUUCUCCAAAAAUAUCUGAAAAUUUAUUGAAAAAAUUAGCAUAAGCAAUAGAGCUCUAUGGACAUAUAGAUGAUAAUUAAAUUUUAGCUGUCCCAUUCAAUUUCUGUGAAAUAAAAAGCACAAUUGACUCAUUAAUAGAGAAUGUCACUUCCCACAUAAAUGCUAUUUAUGAGUACCUCAACCCAUCUGUUGUUUAAAAUUUACCUGAAGAUAAAUAGGUCUAUGUAGCAAACAAUAUAGAUUUAAUUAGUAAUAAUUAAGUUUAUCCUAACGAUGGACUUCCUUUUUUUAAUGAAAGUGAUGAAGAUUUACCUUAGUAGGCAGUAUUAGAAUAAGCAAGUAGUGCUGCUGAAAAGGUUGAAGAGCCAGCCUAGUAAUAAAUCAAAUAAUAAAUUUAAAAGAAGUCAUUUAAAGAAGAUACAGAUUCUCAUAAAUCAGCAGUUAGUGUAAAAGAUCCUAUUGAAAACCUGAAAGAUAUAGCAAAAAAUUGGGAUAUAAGCUCUCUUCAUUCUAUUUUAUAUACUUUAUUAAGGUUAGAUGAGUAGUUAUUUGCAAUGACUUUACACGAAGAUGCUUCAAAUGAGCUUAAAUAGCUGUUUAAUACAGGAGUUUCACGUAUUUUUGCAGCAUUUGGAAGAUUAAUUUCCUUUUAUAAUUACACUAAUACAAAUUUUUCAAUUGAGAAUUUGGCUUAAGCAGGAUUGGUAAAUAUUCACGAUUUACAAUAAAACCUUCGUCAUUUCCUUGAUUAUUAUACUCCUCUUUAAAUUUCAAAGGCUUCUAAUGUAUAAGAUAUUUAGAAAUAAAUCUAAACUCAAUUAGAAGGAAACAACUUUGUAAACGGAUCUUUAAAUUUAGACGUUGGAUUAGAUGUAACUGUGAAUUCAAUGUCCUAUUAAGUUCAUAAAAAUAGCAAAAACUAAAUAAGUGACAAAAAAGUUAAAUUUAUAAAGCCUUAAAGAAAAUACCUUAGUAAUUAUAUUUGUUCUUUUGAUUCAGAAGGUUGUGUUAACAUCUGGAAUACAGAAUUAAAUCUUCAAAGAGUCGCUAUUUCUGAAUUUAAAAAAGAGUUUGUUUUUCCAGUUGAGUGCUAAAUUGGUAAUGAUCUUCGUAAAAAUGAGGAAGAGCUUAAUAGCAAAAUGAACGAAGCUUCCAACAGUUCAAAUUUCUAAAGUUAACUCUAUAAAAUUCUUGAAAAUUCCAUAUCUUCAUAGUGUAAAUAUGCUAAGAAGCCUAAGCCUAUUGAAAAAUCGAUAGUAGCAGACGCAGAAAUUAUUGAAAAGCUAUUAAAUUAUGGUUUUACUGUUAAUGUUGCUAAGAAAGCUUGCAUUGAAGUUAAAAACGAGAGUGUUGAAAAAGCAUUAGAUGUUGCUUUAAGAAUACAACAAGAGGAAAAUAGUGAAUUAGAAUAAAAUAAUCAGAAGAGCUCACUUUUCAGUGGUGAUGAUGAAAUUCAUGUUAAUAGCAUAAAAUAAGAGUGGUCAUGCGAAAUAUGUACUUAUUAGAACUUUGGCAGAUUCUAAAAGUGUGAAAUGUGCUUUUCCCCUGCCCCUGAGAGUGCAUAUUACACAGAAGAAGAAGUAAUGGAGAUUAUGCAAGAAAAAUUGCUUUAAAAAUAGUUAGAAGAAGAAAGAAUAUUGAAAGAAAUUCAAAGAAAAGAAGAAGAAGAAAAUAGAAUUAAAAAGGAAACUCUGGAAAGAGAAGAGCAGAGAUUAAAAUAAUUAGAAGAAAAUAAAUAAAAAAUGAAGGCCUUCUUAGAGUAAUCUGAAGCUAAAAGUGGAUUCUUAUUAAAUUUAAAAUAAAAUUCUUUAGCCUAACUAAUCGCUGGUGUUUCAUUUAACAGCUAAUGUGGUAGCGGUGUCUCUUAAAAGAGCUUGCUUCGUAUUAGAAGGUUUGCAACUAACCCAAAUUUACUUAAUUAAUUUUAUAGCUUAACCUCGAAGGGUAUUGUUUGUAAUUUAAAUGGCUAAUAUAUAUAAGAAAAUACAAUUAACUCACUUGAGAGUAUUCUCUUUUCUAAUGAAAAUAAUCGCUAUAUUUUUGAAACUCUUUCACCAAUAGCUACUGAAAAUUCAGAUUUACACAAUUUGCUUGCUGUGUCAGAAGCUAAUUUAUAGUUUGAAGAAGAGAGCAUUAUCGAUUGCAGUUGGAGAUUAAUUUCAUAAUCUUCCGAGAACGAAACCUAUGAUUUAUUUAUCUUGACAUGCUCCUCAAACAAUUAAUUAAAUUUGCAUUAAUAUAAAAUGGUUUUUGAUAUCCUCGAUCCCUAUAAUCUUUAAAAGAAAGAAAUUGAAACAUAAUUCAUUAAAAAAAUUAUAAUUAGCACUUAACAAGAAAGAACCGAAGAAGGUCUUAUUGUACUAUCAGAAAAAAGCGAAGUAGUUAUAGUAGUAAUUUAAAAUAAAAUAUUCUAUAUCCCUAUAACUAAAUAAGUUAUGUCUAAUGAGAUAUAAGUAAAAGAACUAAAAGGCAGUGCUGAGAACAUUAAUUUAAUAUUAUCUGGCAGUCUAUUUAUUACAGAUAAAACAUAAACUCUUACUAUUAUUAAUAUACCCUAAUAAAUAACUGUUUAACAAACAUAGCCUAAUCAAAUUGAAUAAGAUAGCCAAAUUGAUUUAUAUAAUACAAUCAAUUUCACAGAACAAUAGCUUAAAUUUUUAAAAUAAUAACUUUAAUAUUAUCAAAUAGGCACAUUAGCUAAUAAACUCUCCUAAAAAUCUGAAUUAUAUGAUUCAUUUUCAUAACUCAAUUCUAAGCAUUCAUUUAAUUUGAGAAAUAAACAUAAAUUUGAAGUAGAAUUUUAAUUAUAGAAUCCUUAAUACUUGUAAAGCAUUCUAUUGGACUUCAGCCUAGUCUCCCCUUAGAAGGACGCAAAAUCACUUCUUCCACUUACAGACUGUAUCUUAAAAGAAAAAGUUGAUCAGAAUAGCUUCUUUUCUUUUGAUACUUGGGAGCCUUAAUCUCAACCUAAGACAUCAUAAAAUGGAAACUCAAAUUUAAAUUUAAAUGAAAAAUCAAAUAAAUACUUACCUUUAUCUAUUUAACUUUGCACUGGAACUCCUUAUUCAUAAAAGCAUUAAUCUAGUUCAAUUUUAUUCCCUAAUUAAAGUUCAUUCUAAAGCUUUGAUUAAAAUUGUUGCUUCCUGGUAAAACAUCUUCACAAUAAAUAUAUUGUUGCAGAUUCUGUAACUAUAGAAUCUUACGAUCAUCCUAUUGAAGGAGGUUAUCCAGUAGGCACUUUGUUAAUUUUCACUGCUGAUCAUCCAUCUGUUAUUGAACGUGCAGCACACCAGUUUUCUUAAAUGACAUAAGCAGAAUACGAUGAAUGGAGAGAGAAAAAUCAAGGUAGAAAUCUUGAAUAAUGGGAACCUGUUGCCUGUGUUUCAUUCAGCGAGUCACAAACUAUAAAAACUGUUAAUGUUGACUACAAAAGGUGUUCAAAGUAUAUUUUAGUAAUGCCAACUUCUCUUAGACAAAAGUUCAAGCAUUUAACUGGAAAUCAAUGUACAUCUUAUUAAUUUGUUGGUGUUUAAGGUUUUGCUCUGAAUGAAGUUUCUCAACUUGAAAAUGGCUUUAAUUUGAAAAAUUCUAGCUCAAGUGAAAUCUAAUUUAUUUAAAAAUAUAUAAACGAAAAUGUUACAAUUGAAGUUAAGACUCAGCAAAGUAAUGAGUGGAUUGCUUUAACAGAAGAAAAAACUAGCAUAUUCUUAAAGAACUUUGCUAAAAACACUGUAGUACCAAAUUAUAAAUUAAAUACUUCCAUAGUAAAGCGCUUAAGUGAUCUUGGAGAAGUAGCUAGUUCACUUGCUAAUUCUAGUGAUUUGACUCUUCAAUUUAUUUCUGAAGAUAUUUUCACAUAAUCUAAAAUAUCAUAAAUUCGCAUUAAAAUAGCAAAUAAUUAAAUAAAUAAUUUUAAUUAAAUUUAGUCAUUGGGAUUCACUGUAAAAGGUAGGAUUUAUGGUGGCUCUGGUCAAUCUCUUUCGGAAAUAUAAAAUAAUAUUUUAUUAAAUCCAUCUUACUACGAAACUAUAAAUGGCAAGAUAGUUAGCUAAUUAAUCGCCCUUUCUUCUGCUUCUUACAACUAAGCAACUAGAAAUUUAAUAGAAGCAGCAUCUUAAUAUUUAAUUUAGGUUAUGUCAAGUUCCCAUAACUACCUUCUUAAUGACGAUAUGAUAAACCUCAUUUAUACUAAAUUUGACUUAGAAAGAUUCAUAUCUUCAAAUAUUCUUUAAAAUCCUACUCGUAAAUUCACUUACUAAUAUAACCUAUUGAGAAGUUUCAGCAGAUGCACUGGCUUUUAACAAAAACUUCUUAGCGCUCUUCUUAACCUUCUCCCUUAAAUUACAACAAGAUAAAUCCCAGUCACUGAAAGCGGUUUGAGCAUUUAUUUAAGUCUCUUAAGAUGGUGUUAACCUUAAAACGCUUCUAAAAUAUUCUUACAAUUACUCAAUCAACUUCAUAUAAUUUCUAAAAAAGUAUAAGAGAAAAAAGAUUCCUAUUAUAAUAUUUUGACUUCAAGAUUUGACAUAAAUACUUUAUGCUUUGAAAAAAGUCUUUUCAGUGAGUUAUUCCUUUCCAAAGAAUAUAAAUAUUCCCACAGUAAUUUACAAGCAAAAGAUAAUAGCUACUUAAAUUCUAAAGUUUACAUCACUGAAGAUGUAUUUGUUCACGAAAUUUAUAUUGAUCUCUAAAAGAAAUAUAACUUGAAUGAAAUAUCCUUAGCAUUUAAUAGAAACUCUAUUUAUUAAUCCAGUUUUAGAGUGAUUGUUUGGAAAUUUUAAAAUAAUAAGUAAGAAAUGCUAGUAGAUGAAUAAUAUGGAAGUGAGACUUUCGUCUAGUUGUCUAACUACUCUCAUGAAAGUUCAUCUUUAAAAUAAUUUUAAAAUAGAGAAGAAAUCUCUACUUUGAAGUUGCUAGAAACAGCGGAAACCUCUUAAGUAUCUUCACGUUAUCUUAUUAUCUAAAUCAAUUUUAGUUUGAGACCUUUUAUAGGUACUUCUAAAUAAUUGAGUGAUAUUCCUUUUUAGAAUAACCAUUUUAGACCAUUAAUAUAAGGUGUACUUUCAUAGGAAGAAUCUAAUGAAUAAAUUCCUUCAUGUUUCCCAUAAGAUUUCGCUUCCUAAUCAGUUGGCAUUGAUGCUGCAGGUGUCACAAAAUCUAAAAUCGAUGCUGCAGGAGUCACAAAAUCAAAAACUGAUGCUGGAAAUUCUUAAAUCAAUAAGGAGCACUAAAGUUUAGCUAUUCUUGAUGAAAUGCAAAAUAAAUUAAAAGCUUUACUCACAAAUGAAGAAGCCCAUAGAGACAUUAUAAUUAAAUAAGUUAUUGAAAUAGAAGAGGUAUUAAAACAAAAUUAUUUACAAGAAAACUGUAGAAGGUUUAAUAAUACUAAUUAGUAAGCUGCACUUUCUAAUGAUUGCAAUUUAUCAUAUCUCUACACAUUAGCUUAUAGUUUUUCACAAUUUUUAAGAAAAAUUAAUGAAGUCAACAACAAUUCAGAGGAUAAAAAGAAUAAUUAAUGGAUUAAUUCUGCUACAAACGGAAGAAAUAAUAUUUUCCAUGAUGUGUUUGAAACUUUUGUAGUUUUUGAUAACAGUUUAUUAUCAUAGGAAAUUCUUACCCUCCUUGGAGAAGUUCUUAUUGAUAACUUAAGUGAAAAGGAAUGGUUAUAGUUUGUUUUUACUAUUCUUAAAAGAUAUUUGAUGCAACCAAAGUAAGCCACACUCCCUAUAAACUAACUCUUCUCUCAAACAAAUCUCAUCAAAGCUUUAGACAGGAUUUCUAUACCUCUUGGAGAAGUAUUGGCUUUCUUAGCUACCUAGUUAAACAUUCCUAUUGAAAAUGUCAUACUUGAAACUUAAGAAAGAGAAAUUUCUUAUGGAUACCUUGCUCCUACUUUAGCUCUGUUAUAUAAUGGAUUCAAAAAUAUUCCUAAAAUUAGCAUUAAUUAGAGAGCUCAAAAAAAUAAGGAAAAUACAAACAAUCAAUCUGCUAAUCCUAAUAAGUUAGCUUAGGUUUUAGACCCAAUGAGUUUAAAGCUCACAAAAAGUGUUUCUCGUGAAUUAGAAAGAAUAAAUAAUUAAAAAAUUGUAAGUUAAGACCAAGAAUAAUCUUAAUAAAAUAAAAUCAACUCAAAAGGAUAGAAUUCUGCUUAAAAGGAAGCAAAGUAAUCAGAUAAAAAUGAAGAAGAGGAAGAAGAUAUUUUUAUUGUCCUUCCCCCUGCUGGAGUAAAAAGAAGUGUAUCUCACCCUUUGAAAAAUGAAAUCCAAAAGAGACAGUUGCAAAACGAGUCAUAAUUGCUAACAUCUAUUGAAGAGCAAGAAGAUAUUGUAAGACUUGAUUACGAUGAAUCUUUCAAUGUUGCAUUUUAAGUUUGUGUUUGGAUUGUCGAGCACAAAAAUAAGUUUGAUAGCCAAGAGGAGUUCGUUUAACUUAUGAAACUAUGCUUCAAUCUUUUAGAAUUAAUCUCUUCCUUGUCUUCAAUGAAUGGAAUUAAGAGAACUCUACUAGCAAAUUCUUUUGAUAAUAACACCUUCUUUAAGCUUUAUUUCUAUGUCCUUUCUUCAGGUCACAAAGAAAUCAUUGCUCUACUCUCUCAUUUAGUUUUAUUAUUAUCCAAUCCUCCUUCUUUCUCAUAGAUAGAUUGGGCUUCUUUGAAUAAGGAAGAAAGAAGCUUCUUACUUAAUGAGAAGUAAAGCUUAGAAGAAAUACAACUCAUAUUGGUCUUCCAAAUUGAAUAAAUUAUGUAGUGGAUGCUUGAGUACUCUAUGUAUCCUAGUUCUUCAAAAAAUAACUUAUAUGGCAUGAUUCUCCAAAAGGAAAUAGAUUCAGAAGAAUGGUCAUCUCACUUAUAAUUUACUAUGCAGCUUCUUCUUGAAGUGAAUAAAACUUUGCAAGAAGAAUUUAAGCAUAAAUCCUUUUUGGAAGCCUCUGCAUCGAAUCUUAGAAAGGGAUCUUAUGACUAGAAUAGAAGAAGAUAGCAAUCAGCUGAAAGAAGAAGCAAGAAAAACUCUUCUCCUAAUUAAAAUACAAAUCAAUCCUCUCAAAAAGAAGAAAAUAUUGAUGAUGCAGGUGAAGUUGAAGAUGAAAUAGCUGAAAUAACUUAAAAAACAUUUAUGGCUACAUCUCACGAUCCUUCUUAAUCUGUAGGUAGAUAAAUUUCUUAAUAACAACAACACAAUGCUAAUACUAACGAUUUGGUCCCUGUUGGCAUCUCAAGAUCUUUGAGUGUCCCAAUUAAUAAGCAGCAAAUAUUAACUCAAUAUACUAAACAAUAAAUGCUGGAGUUUGUUGAUAAAAGCAUCAGUGAGAGAUCUUGCUCUCUUUCUUUGCGUACUGCUAUCACACUCAUAGAUUUAAUAGAAGCCUCUUCAACAGGUACUUAAGCUAAUUAGAUAUACAACUCAAAUGGAAAAUUGUUAAGCUUUAUUGAUAAUGCUUAAAUAUGGACUUUGCUAUUUAAAUUCAUAGAGUAAUUAAAGCUCAAGUAAAUACUUUCUUCAAAGCUUUUUGAAAGACUUGCUAAUCUAUUCUUUAACUAUGAAUUUUUAACCUCUAAGACUCUGCAAUAGAUGCUUCUCUCAAAAUCCUAUGAUUUCCUUAUGUUGACACAAAGUCUUUUUAAUAAAAUUACAAAUGAAACUUAAUCUCCUAACUUCCCACCUCAUAUGAGUGCUGUCCUAAACAGUCCUACUUUAGCUAGCAAGAGAGAAUCUGCAGUUAAAGACCAUAAAUAAUUCUGCUAACUUCUCUUGAAUAUUAUUUUUGAACAGCUCAUCCCUGGCUUAACUUUAGAAUCAACAAUUACUUCCAGUCUUCCUUCAAAGAGAAUAUUUGUGUAAGACAUACCUCAAUAAAUAUCUUCAGUAAUUGCUAAAAAAACAGGUAUUUUAUAAACAAGCUCAAUCCACUAUUUUAUUAUAAAUGGAUGGCUUGAUAUACUAUUGACAAAGAGUACUCCUAAACCAGAAUCAUACUACACAUAACCUUAAAAUGAUGUAUCAUACUGUAAAUUAAGCCCUCUAAGCGCAGCCUCUCUAUUAGUGAAUAUUAGUUAAUACUUAUUAACUCAUUGCAACUUUGGUGGUUUAAGAGGUAUUGAAAUUUCAGACCAUGAAGUUCUCAUUAAAUUAUAAAUUAUUUCCAUUCUAAUAUAAAUCUUUACUCGCUCUUAAGUUUCUCCAACUACUAAUACCUGCCCUUCUACUUCUUAGCCUUAAUGUUUGAAGGAGUUAUUUACAACAUCUGAUUAUAUUAUCUAAGAAAAAAUCACUAACAGUCUUCAAAAUUUAAUAAAGUGGUACAUCUUUAACAAGAGUAAAGAAACAAAAAAUUCACCUUGUUCAGUUAGCUUGUCUUAAAUUAGUUCAUAAGUUAUGAAGAUCUUUGAAGCAACAACUGAAUUUUAAAAUAUUGCAAAAAUCUUCUUGAAUGAAUUAAUUGUUGUUUGCAAAAAUUUAGACAGAGUAAUGAAAGAACAAUUUAAUAAAAAUUAGAUCAACGUUUUGAUUGCUUAAUAAAUAACUGAUAAUGCUUCUUAUUUAUUAGAAACUAUGUUUGAUUUGUUAGUUUGUAAUGACGAAAUUGCUUCUUAUGUGUCAUUUUAAGUAAAGGGAUUCUAGUUCCUCUUAGAAAAGAUGGGAUUAGAAAAAGUAUAAAAAGCUAAAAGAGAAAAAUUGACAAUGCCUGAGUGUAAGCCAGCUUAGGAAUCUAGUAUAAUUUGUGGAUAAAUUAUACAUAAGAAUCCAAAGUAUGAAAUAGCUUCUUACAUAGAUUCAUGCAUUUUAGGAACAUAUUAAUAGUCUCUCUCAUAAGAGGAAAAUGAUAAAUAAAACAAACUACCUGCAAACAAAUAAGCUAACCAAUAAAAUAAAGAGUCUAGCGCAAUAUCUUCAUCAGCUCCCAGUAGCCUUCUUAUCCAUAAAAUACUCCCUGAAGAGUAGUGCUCUAAAGCUACUCUUAUAAAAACUCCAGGAUAGACUUGGAUUAACAACCCUACAAAUUGGAGUGAAUAGAAAAAUGGAGCUCUAAAUCAUAACUUGAUAUGGACAUAAAUGAAUGGAAAACAACACUCAGAAUGUUAUUUAACUAUUGAAUUAGAAAAUAAGGUCUUCUUAUCAAGCAUUAAAAUUGGCUUUAACUUGUACUGGGCUGACUAUGAAGAUAAAGUUCUUGGUAUUCCAUCAAGCAUUUUAGUAGAAUACACUAGCGAUCUUUCUAUACCCUUCAAGCCUCUUACUCAUUUAUCUACAAUUUAAGAUUAAGGAUAUGAAAACUUCAAAGUAAAAGUAGCAGCCAAAAACUUUGAAAGAUUAAGAGAAGAUGGAAAUGGUGAUGUUGAAAAGCUUCUUAGGGCUAACUAUAAUUAAGAGGUUAAAUUCUUGCGCUUUAGAUUUACUCGUCCUAUUAUCAACUUUAUUGAAAAUGGAUCAGUAUUAUAAACUAAAUUAUUUGAAAAUAUUGCUAUCUCAUUAAGCUUUAUUAGUGUCAUGGGUUACCAUACUAAUAUAUUGAACUCCUAAUAAAUAACAGAAAAGGUUAUUUCUGAAUAAGAGUCAAGUGCUAUUAAGCUUAUCGGAAAACUUUGCAAUUAGUCUUUCUCUUCAACACUUAACUUGAUAGCAAACAAUGAAUCAAUAUUAGAUAAAAUCAAACGCCACUUUGAAGUUAUGAGUUUAUUAUUAGUAAAUCAUGAACACUGCUUAGCUCCUGUCUUCUUAGCUAUUGCUGGAAAUAACUAGGAAAUGGGUGAUUGGAUUCUAACUAAUUUCCUAGAUCUUAAUAAAGUUAGUUCUCAUGCAAAGAUGGUUAGCGAAAUAGUAUGCUCUUAGCUUUCUCAUACUCAUAAGAGAGUUCAAAAGGUUCAUAAUUUUGUCCUUUAAUCUGCAGUAAAAGAAAUACUUACUCUUCAAGAAGUAUCGUCAAACCAAUAUCAAGCAGCUUUCCACUUCAAUGCUCUUUUACCCUUCGCUGAAACCUGGGCAACAUCUAUCCAUAUAAGCGCUUUAGAUUUUAGCACUUAAAAUCAUCUUGCAAGUGCCAGUGGGGAAAGUAAUGAAAAAUAUAGCAAAUUACUUUUGCCUGUCACUCAAGAAAUGAUAAACAACCUUAUCAAGCUGUAUAAAAUUUUCUACUAAACUUCUAAAUACAAAUUAAUAAUAAAAAUCAUAAUCACUGCUCUCAAUUUACCAAGACCUUACGUUAUAGCUGAAAAUAUAUCAUAUGAAGAAGAAAAAGUUGUUAGAGAGAAUCUUCUCCUUAACACUUUGAAUGAACUAUGGGCAUAAUCUAAAACUGAUUCUAAGUAUCUAGAAUUGAUAGCUCCUCUCAUUUUAAGUAAUUAACGCGGAGUUGAAUGGCUUCUACUUGACGAACAAAAGAAACUUUUGUAAAUGUUAGGUUAAUUGCUUAACUUAAUUAAAUAAAGCAACUCAAGCCAACAAAAUAUGCUUAUUGACUAUCUUAACUUCUUAAGUGCAAUCACCACUAAUACUACAAUCUAAGAAGCUAUAUGCUCUCAAAAAAUGCACAUUAAUUUCUACAACUGCUUAAAAGAUAACAAUAAAAAUUCAACAAAACUUAUAAAAACAUUCUAAGACCCUCACAUGAUUUCAAUUAUUGUUGAAAUUUUGAAAAAUGUAGCCUUGUCGUCUCCUGAAUAGGCUAAAAUCUUCGCUAAAGUGUUGAGUGAUGAUAUAAAACUACUAACUUCUAAACGUGAUAUGAUAUACGUCACAAACCUUUUGGUUCCAUUACUAAAUUCUGAGAAAACAUUGUCUGUUGCCUUCCAUCCCUUCGAUAGCUUUAGCAACAAAUGGCUUGCAGAAGGUAAAAAGAUCCUUGAAUACAAGAGAGACAGAAAAGGAUAAUAAUUACCUUAAGAUCUUUCAAGUAAAUCUGCAUCAGUGUUAUCUUCUAAUUUAAAGAGACCAAAUAGCAUUCCUUCAUUCGCAACUCAACUUGGAAAGAAAGAAGUUGUUAAAGGUAUGUUCCCUUGCUGGGAUACCUUAACUCAAAGUUUGACAACAAAAUUACUUUGGAAUGAUAAAUAGCGUGAAGCAUUUAAUAGAAAUAUUGAAUUAUUUACUAAAAAAACAAAUUUAUUCUCUCAACUUUCGCAACCUGUAAAAACUUAGGAGACUGAUCCCACAAAGAAAUUACCAUAAAUGUGCUAUUAAUGGUAGCUUGUUUAAGUUUAAGAUAAAGAUUGCGAUCCCUCUAUGCUUGAACUUGUUAAAGAAAAUGUUUUAAAGCAAGGACCAUUCUUAAUUAUAAUUGAAGGCUACAAUUAAGAACAAAAAUGCGUUAGCGGUGUCUUUAGCAGCCAAAGUAUCUAAUUAUAGAAAGUCGAGACUGAGUCUGGAGAGGCUUAGAUUAUUCCUCGCGCUGAUGAUAACUUUAUCUUUUACUAUGAAGAAAACUUCUAGAUGCAUUUCGAUGUACCACCUGACAACAGCAAGCAGUUUGGUUCGUUGAUGCUUAUCGAAAAAACUGGAGCCGGACUUCAAUUCUAAUAUCUUGAAAAUGAACGCAUAUUCAUCAGUUAUUAAUAAUAAAUUCCUUCAGUUGUUGAUAUAAACUUACAAGAGAUGACUCCUAUCGACACUGAUACUAAGAAUUUCCCAAAAGAUGUACCUGCAGAAUUCGAGCUAACAAAAGUUGAAUAUUGGGUCCUUAAACCAAAAGAGAUUUAAUCUAGUUUGCUUUUUUCAUAGAACACAUCAAAGCAUGCUAAUUCAUCUUCAUUCUUACAAAAUCUUCAUAACAAUUUACUUUUCUAAUCUCAAAACCUCAGCGCAAGUAGCAUAGCCAACUACUAUAGAGCUGUUCCAGUUUAUUAUAUUCCAGAAAGUUUAGACAUUGAAAAAAUAUUAAGCAUGGUAAAUGUUGGUGGUUUCUGGUUAAGCGAUGAAGGAAAGAAUACUCUUAGCUUUAAACUAAGACAAAAUAAGAAGCAUUAAAUUUAAUUGAAUACCAAGCUCGCUGAAAUAGCUAGUGAAGGAACAAGCUCAGAUGGAGUUAUAGAUUUAGAGUUCGAUGCCUUAUAACUUUAUGAAAAUUGCACAGAAAUAACCAACCCAUACUUGAAUCCACUCACUAAUAAGGUCGACUAUUUACCUAUAAUGCCAAUAUUUGAAAUGUUCUCUCAAGAAGGAGGAAUAUAAUAAAUUAUAGAAGUUAUUUAAGCAUCUUUGAAGUGUUGGAAAAAUACUGAAAGAGCUGGAAAAUGGGAAGUCUUUAUGAAAGAACUUAAAAAAUUCAGCUUACUUCCAAAUUACUUUGGACUCUUUAUGAAAAACAAAGAUUGUAUCGAGUUGUUAUUUGAACUUUUAGCAGGGCUCCCUGAUGAAAUACCUUCAUAAGACGAUAAAAAUAAAAAACUUUCAGGAGGAUAUAAUGUUCCCCCUACAACAGGCACUACUACAGUUACUUCAACAACAACAGCAACAACUACCACAACUACAACUACAGCCACUACAACUGCUUCUGGAGCUAUUAAAGAUAAAUAGAAUGCUGCUGGAUCUAAAAAGUGGGAUGAAGAAGAGUAAAAAGCUGUUAAUUAUAGUUACCAAGUGCUAAAAGAUACAUUUAAAUUAGGAUAAGAUAAUGCUGUUAGAGCUGCUGCUCUAGAACAUGGACUUAUUGAAGCCAUUCUUGAAAAAAUAGCUUAAACUUCAAAAGAAAUAAAGAGAACCUUUGUUGCUGAUUCUACCUCAAAUGAAGAAGAAUAGGAAGAUAAUAAUUUAACACUCACAAAAUAAGCUUCAGAAGAUGAUGGUAAAAAGAAAAUUGUACAGAAAAAAGGUAUCGGUUAUGGUUCAGACAAUACUGGAUAAAACCAAAAAUGGAAUACUAAUGAUUAUAUAGAAUCUAAAAAGGCUAGAUCUGAAUCUCUCAAGAAUCUUGUUGCAGUUUUAGAAGCAUUUUUGGACUUCAAAAACUGGGAACCACCAAAAUUGUUAGUAGAAUAACUGAUGUCAAGUGCUCUAUUACCUUUAGUAGAAUCAUCUUUAAGAAGUGGUUCUCUAUUAGAAAUGUCAAAGGAUAAAGAAUUGGUUUUCACUUAUUUGAGUUUGUUGAGAGUCAUUGCUAAAAAUAGUUGUUUAGUCCCUUGUUUAUUGCCUCUUGAUCCUAGAUAUAUUCCUAAGCAAACUGAAUCGGUACUCUUCCUUAUUGGAUAAUUAAAGGAUACUGCCAAAAUUUUCUUAAGUUGCAUGACUGCUAAGACUGAUAACACAUCUUCAUAACAAUAGUAAGAAGAGACCGCUAAUUCUAAAAAAUUAGCUGAUGAAAUUCUUUUAACAUUUGAAGCAAUUAACGACGCUUGCAAGCAUUAUCAAUAAGAACAUGAAGAAGAAGAAGAUUUAAACAGCUAGCAAGAUGCUAUCAAUUAGGUAUUAGAAUUACCCCUACCUUAAAAAUAUAAAAUAUUACUGUAAGAUUUGAGGUUCGAUUAUACUUCAUUCAAAAAUGAGCAAGGAAAGUAUAAGCACCACUACUCUUCAAGUAUCACAACUUCUUAUACCCCUCCUUAAGCUAAAAUGGUUCGUCUUGCUUAAGAAUUAGCAGAUUUAUCAACUGCACUUCCUAUUGAUCAUACAAAUUCUAUAUUUGUUAGAUGCGAUACAGAUAGAGUAGAUGUAAUGAAAUGUAUGGUUAUGGGUUCUAAGGGAACUCCAUACGCACACGGAGCUUUUAUUUUUGAUGUAUACUUCAGUGAUGAAUAUCCUAACUAGCCUCCUAAAUGCAAUCUUGAAACAACUGGUGCUGGUAAAGUCAGAUUUAAUCCUAAUUUGUAUGCUUGUGGUAAAGUUUGUCUCUCUCUGCUUGGUACUUGGAGAGGUAACGCUAGUGAGAAUUGGGAUCCUAAGAUUAGUACUUUACUAUAAAUUUUAGUUAGUUUAUAAGCAAUUAUUAUGAGUGAAGAAGUAUAUUUCAAUGAACCAGGAUUUGAAGGAGAAGCUGGCUCUGAGGAAGGAGAGAGAAAGAAUGAAGCUUAUUCUAACAUCGUUAGAUAUUGCAAUAUUAAAUAUGCUAUGAUAGAUUAAAUUAAAAAUCCUCCUGAAGGUUUCUAAGCUGUUAUUAUGAGACACUUCUACCUUAAGAAGUAAGAAAUUCUUGAAGAAUGUUAAAAAUGGAUUAAAUACGCAGAUGUAAGAUAGGCUUCUUAUGUUGGCUUAGUUAAUGAUCAUAAUAGCUCAUGGUGUGCAGAAUUCAAAACUAAAUAUCCAUAAAUGUUGCGUGAAGCAGUUACUGAACUAGAGGAAGUUCUUAAUUCAAUCCCACCUCCAAGCGCUUAAGAAACUAAACUUAAACUUAAAAACAUCAAGAAGAAACCAAAGAAACUUGAAAAGAAGCAAUAGUAUGACAUCACUUAAGGUGUUGCUAAAAUUGACGACAUUGAUGUUAAGUACGAUGAUGAAGUAGAAGAAAAGAAAGAAGAUAAUAAAGAAAAAGAUUUUAUUGAUAUUAAUGAUGAAAAAGUUAAGGAUAGAUGGAGCAGAUAUAUUGGAGCUAUGGGUAUUGAUGCCGUAGCUAAAUAGUCUAAGUGUUCAGUAUUCUUGAGCGGUUUAGGCUCUUUAGGUGUCGAAAUCUCCAAGAAUUUAGUCAUGAGUGGUAUUAAGAGACUUACUAUACAUGAUUCUAAGAAAACUUAAUUCAGUGAUUUGUCAGGACAAUUUUACUUGGGAGAAGAAGAUAUUGGUAAGAAUAGGGCUGAAUAAAGCUUAAAGAAAAUCAGAUAACUUAAUCACUACGUCAAAGUAGAUACAGCAAUGCUUGACAAAGAGCUUCCUGAAACUGAAGAGGGAUUAAAAGAAGACUUAAAAUUGCACGAUUACAAUAUUGUUGUUCUCACUGAAGUGCUUUCUAUGAAAAAAUAAAUUUUAAUCAAUGAAUUCUGCCGCUCUAGAGGUAUUAAAUUUAUUAGUGCUGAUGUUUUAGGUCCUUGGUGUAGACUAUUUAAUGACUUUGGGGAUAAAUUCGAAGUCAUUGAUAAGAAUGGAGAAGAUCCUUAGGAAGUAAUGAUAAAAAAUAUAACUAAUGCUGAAAAAGGUGUUGUUACUCUGCUUCCUGGAGUAAAACAUCCUUUUGAAGAUGGUGAGCAUGUUAUAUUCUCAGAAGUCUUGGGAAUGGAACUCUAAUAAGAAAAAGGAAAAGAAGAAACUUAAACAAUGACUAUGAUGGGUGGAGACGAAUCUUCCAAACCAUCAAUUAAUAGCACUAUUCAUAAGAUUAGAGUAAUUAACUCCAAUUCAUUUGAAAUUGGAGAUACUAGAGGAUUUACCAAUUACGUUAGAAAUGGUAUCGCUAAAAAUAUAAAAACUCCUGUUAACAUUUCCUUCAAGAGUAUGGCAAAUGUCUUUAAUGUCUCAAAAUUAGAUGAAGUUCCUUUUGAUCCAAAUUUAAUAAUUCAUGAUUUUGAAAAAAUAGAAAAUCCUCAUAUCUUAUUCUUAGCAUUUAAAGUACUUGAAGAAUACUAAAGUACCCACAAAGGAUGUUUACCACAGUGCUGGAACGCUGAUGAUGCCAAACAAUUCUUGACUUUAGCAGAACCAGUAAUAGCUAAAUAUUACCCUGAUUCUUCCUAGCAACCUAAAAACCUUAAAGAAAUUCUUUUACGUUUUGCUUUAACUGUUAAUAGUAAUGUUGGUCCAUUUGCAGCUUUCUUAGGUGGUUUUGUCACUCAGGAAAUCGUUAAAGCAAUAACUAAUAAGUAUAUUCCUACUUCUUAAGUAUUUUUCUCAGAUUGUAUGGAAAUCAUUCCAGAAAGCGGAGAUCUAAAUAUCAAUAAUUACGCAUCUUAUAUAGAAAAGAAUUAUGCCUUAGAGUUUGCUCCUACUAAUGACAGAAAUGAUGGUAUCCGCCAUGCUAUCGGAAACACACUCCUUAAUUAAAUUAAAUUCUGCAAUCUCUUUAUGAUUGGAUGUGGUGCUAUAGGAUGUGAACUUCUUAAGAAUUUUGCUAUGAUUAACCUAGGAACAGGCGUUGAUAAGCAAAAUGGAAAAAUAGGCUAACUUACAAUUACAGAUCCUGAUCAUAUUGAAGUAUCUAACUUAAAUAGAUAAUUCCUUUUCCGUGAGAAACAUUUACGUAAGCCAAAAUCAUAAACUGCAGCAGCAUCAGCUAUUCAAAUGAAUCCUCUAUUAAAGGAUCACAUUUUAGCUCGUUUGGAUAAGGUUCAUGAUGGAACAAUCAAUAUCUUCUCUGAUAAAUUCUUCUCAACUUUGAAUGUAGUUGCCAACGCACUUGAUAAUGUUUAAGCAAGAAGAUAUGUUGAUUCUAGAUGUGUAAGUAACAAAAAGCCUUUGUUAGAAAGUGGUACACUUGGUCCUAAGGGACACGUCCAAGUAAUCCUUCCUUAUAAAACUGAAAGUUAUGGAAGUCAGUAAGAUCCUUAGGAAGAGGGAGAAAUACCUCACUGCACUUUAAAGAUGUUCCCUGAAGAAACUUUACACUGUGUUGAAUGGGCUCGUGACAAAUUUGGAAAGCUAUUCACUUUGAGACCAAAGAGCGUAAAUAAAAUCUUAGAAGAUUCUAAUUAUGACCCAUAAGGUGGACAAGAAUUAAAGGAAUUCAAAGAAGCAAUAAAAUUAUUAGAGAAGAGACCCCAGUCAUUCUCUGAUUGCAUUGCCUAUGCUGUCAAAAAAUUCUAUAAAUACUUCAGAAACGACAUCUGCUAACUUAUGUACACAUAUCCUAUUGAUUCAAAAACUAAGGAUGGCGAACCUUUCUGGAAACUCCCUAAGCGACCUCCUACUGAUAUUAGCUUUGAUCCUAAUAAUUAAUUACAUCGUGAUUUCGUCACUGCUUUAGCUGUUUUACGUGCCAAGAUAUUCUAGGUAGAGUAUCCAAAGUCAUUUAGAACUGAAGCUGAGAAAAUAAAAAUUGCUUAAGAGGCUAGUAUAGUAAAGAUAGAAGAUUUUAAACCAUCAGAAAAUAAAGCCUAAGCCAUUUCAUCAGAAGUAAACAAAGAUAAAAAAACAGAUGAGAAUGAUAAAGAUGAAUAAGAGGCACAAGAAGAAGACCAACAUUCAAAUAAGAUAAUGGAUGAAGUCGCUGAAAAGGCUAUGCUCAUGAAAAAGCUCUCUGAAAUUAAGAAAGUUAUUCCUGAAGAGUAUUUCAAGCCAAAUACUGAAAAGCACCUUUUACUUGCAGAGGAAUUUGAGAAGGAUGAGGAUGAUAAUGGUCACAUAGAUUUAAUUUAUGCAAUGGCUAACUGCAGGUCUACUAAUUACAAACUUGCUCCAAUGGAUUGGAUUUAAGUUAAGAUUAAAGCUGGCCGUAUUGUUCCUGCUUUAGCUACAACCACUGCAACAGUCGCUGGUUUGCAAACAAUAGAAUUAAUAAAAAUAUUGAAAAAUGAAAAGCUCAGUAAUAUGAAGAAUGCUUUCUUGAAUUUAGCUGUCCCUCUCAUUCAACUCACAGAACCUUAGAAAGCUGAAUAAAUUAAAAUACAUGAAGAGUUAGAAGUUACACUUUGGGAUAGAUGGGAAGUGUCCCUGGGUUAAAAUGUAACUCUAAAAUAGGUUUUCUAACAUUUCGAAACUAAAUAUAAGCUUAACGUUUGCGAUAUAAUAAGUGGAAGCAAACCUAUUUAUUUAAGUACUGUGAUGGACAUAGCAGGAAAAGAACAUGAAAAAGAAAAGACUUUGAAUAGCCAAAUAACCGAUAUUAUUGAAGUCGAAGAUGAUUACAUUGAUUUAAUAUUUACUUUCUCAAAUAAGAAAGGAGAAAAAGUAAAACAAACUCCUCUUGUACGCAUUUAAUUCAAGUGA
Tetrahymena thermophila SB210 is the source of this 18999-nucleotide messenger RNA. RefSeq names its product ubiquitin-activating enzyme E1. The record is from RefSeq and is a predicted model, not a curated record. Gene Ontology annotation, biological process: protein sumoylation. The transcript has 23 exons. Gene Ontology annotation, cellular component: cytoplasm; SUMO activating enzyme complex. Lineage: Eukaryota; Ciliophora; Oligohymenophorea; Hymenostomatida; Tetrahymenidae. Gene Ontology annotation, molecular function: SUMO activating enzyme activity.